Molecule: messenger RNA, 1370 nt
Organism: Plectropomus leopardus (leopard coralgrouper)
Lineage: Eukaryota; Metazoa; Chordata; Actinopteri; Perciformes; Serranidae
Source: RefSeq, a predicted model, not a curated record
ACUGUCUAAGGACAUCUGGUCUUAGCUAACGUUGUAACUUUUUACUUUUCCUAAUCAUAAAAUAACCAAGUUUGUGACCAACACGAACCGAGACAUCAGUUCGAAGGUCUUUGAAACUUUUAAUUUGGUGUAUUUCUUUAUGUAACUUGAGCUGAUUAUAAUGAGGAGACAGGAAAACCAGCCGCCCAGACCAACAGCAGGCUUCCUGUCUGUCCCGCUCUUUAACCAGAAGAAAAGAAACAGACUUCCUUUGACAUCUGCCCCCUCCGAGAAUGAAUUUUUCUCCCACAGUGAAUACACGGCAAGCACCAGCUCGGCUACAUCUCACAGCACAUCAGGUACCUAUGGAUGUUACCAGGCCUCAGGUCUGUCAUCUAGUGCUCCACAAAGCCACCAGUGGAACAGACAGAGCGUCCCACAGUCUGCUCCGCUCCAGCAAUAUGGCAGCAACAGACCUGCUCCUGGACCUGCCCCUGCAGUGAGAAUGUAUACACCUGUACCACAUCCAUACAAAGCUGGAGGAAUAAGCUCCAAGAUGGGACAGUCCAGCAACUCAGUGAGACAACAGGAUCCCAGCUCCGGUGUAAACUCCAGACAGAGCAAAUAUCAAGCCCCACACAUCAGUGCACAAAGCAAGCCACCACCCCACGCUGGGUUCUCUCAGAUGGCUCAGCAGUCAUCUUACAGGCCGCCCAAUCCCACAAAUCAGUAUUCCCAGCAGCCCAGACCUAUCCCUGCUCCUGUCCCUGCUCCUGUCCCUGCUCCUGUCCCCGCUCCUGUCCCACCACCCAGCAGGCCCUCUGCUCGUGCAGCGCAGCCACUAAACAACUCCUGGAAGUUCACUAACAGCUUUGGGCCACAGAGAUCCUCCUUUGAGGGGAACAGGAGCACAAAUAAACCUCAAAAUGCACGACAAACUCAGGACACAUUUCCAGAGAAGCCAGCAAUCGAGAACUCCCUGAGGAUCCUGACUGCAGUUAUUGGCGGCAUGAGACACUGGAGCCAGUUUAAAGACAAAGUCCCGUACUUAUUUGAGAUAUUUGCUACUCUAGACUCUGCGGUCACACUUGGGCACCACGGAGCAAAGAACUUCCUCAUGAGAGACGGGAAGGAGGUCGUGCAGUGCGUCUUCUAUGAAAAUGAGCAGGAACUGCCGCGUCUCAUCCGCGGUCAAGUUCAUCGCUGUGUGGGGAACUAUGACCGCUGUCGAGAUGUCCUAAAGUGUGUGUCCGUCAGACCCGGCCUGCCGUCAGAGCUGAGGAACGCUCAGGAGGCCGUCAAAGUCUGCGACGCAGAGAUGAGGGCGCUGGUCAAAUCACUCAGUGAAGUCUGAGCGCGUCAAAUGAAGGUAUCAUCAGCAGUGCAACACC